Messenger RNA from Hippocampus comes (tiger tail seahorse), 2258 nucleotides. It is a transcript of the gene slc38a8b, whose product is annotated as solute carrier family 38 member 8b. The record is from RefSeq and is a predicted model, not a curated record. Gene Ontology annotation, biological process: amino acid transmembrane transport. Gene Ontology annotation, cellular component: membrane. Lineage: Eukaryota; Metazoa; Chordata; Actinopteri; Syngnathiformes; Syngnathidae. The coding region runs from base 113 to 1441 and encodes 442 amino acids. The transcript is spliced from 10 exons. Gene Ontology annotation, molecular function: L-amino acid transmembrane transporter activity.
UAGGAUCAUUUGUAAAGUAGUUCAGAAUGACCAAGACAGCAACUGGACCAGAGCGGAGAAAUUAGUUCAGCCUCGAGGAAGUGUGAGUGAGUGUCGGUGAAGACAAAGCAUCAUGGAGGAACUUGCUCGGGAGAGCAUCAGCCUGCUGGCUCGGUCUGCAUCCCAUUCAGAUCCCCCGCGGUUGGGAUCCUUCGGUGCUGUGUUCAUUAUGCUGAAGUCUGCGCUUGGUGCCGGACUGCUAAACUUCCCCUGGGCCUUCCAGAAAGCCGGGGGAGUGACUACUGCUGUUAGCGUGGAGCUGGUAUCUCUGGUGUUCCUCAUCAGCGGACUGGUCAUCCUUGGCUACGCCUCAUCUGUCAGCAGACAAAAGACGUAUCAGGAUGUGGUCCGAGAAGUGUGUGGACGAGCCAUUGGCCAACUGUGUGAGGUCUGUUUCUGCUUCAACCUCUUCAUGAUAUGCGUGGCCUUUCUGGUAGUGGUGCAAGACCAGCUGGAGAAAUUGUGUAUUUCUUUGUAUGAGACUGUGACGGGUUCAGGUGAAGGGGAAGUGCCGUAUCACUGGUACACUGACCAGCGCUUUGCACUCUUCGUCAUGUGUCUCAUCAUCAUCCUUCCACUGUCAAUCCCCAAAGAAAUUGGCAUUCAGAAAUACACAAGUGUGCUGGGGACAUUGGCUGCGACUUAUCUGUGUGUGGCCGUGAUUGUCAAAUACUACCUGAUGGACAGCCACAUGGCCAUCCUAACGCCACAGCACCCCCAAGGCUUGGGCUCGUGGGCAUCCAUGUUCAGUGUUGUGCCGACCAUCUGCUUUGGUUUCCAGUGUCAUGAGGCCUGUAUAGCAAUCUACAGCAGCAUGGAGAACCAGAAGCUUACGCACUGGGUGGUCAUCUCCGUCAUCUCAAUGCUCUUCUGUUUGCUCAUCUACACUCUCACCGGAGUGUAUGGCUUCAUGACAUUUGGUCGAGAAGUUGCUUCCGAUAUCUUGAUGUCAUUUCCAGGAAAUGAUGUUGUCAUGAUCAUUUCCAGACUGCUUUUUGGAAUAUCAAUUAUUACUAUUUAUCCAAUUAUUCUUCUUCUCGGGAGAUCCGUCAUCCUGAACCUGAUGGUGCGAAUCCAAAGGCGUCGUCGAGGAAUCGUCACAAGCUCCUUUGAGAGUCGCUGCAGGGCACUUCUCACUGUGAUCUGGAUUACCAUUACUCUUCUCAUUGCCAUGUUUGUCCCUGACAUGGGCGAGGUCAUCAGUGUCAUUGGAGGAAUCAGUGCCUUCUUCAUCUUUAUCUUUCCCGGUCUUUGCUUAGUGUUCAUCAUGCAAAAUGAACCCGUGAGCCCGAGAGUACGAGUCGUUUUAACAGUUUGGGGAAUCAUAACCAUUGUUGUUGGAGCCUUCAUCUUUGGACAGAGUACGACUAUUGCUGUCAUGGAGCUUCUUGAUAAAUUCUGAUUGUCUUAUCGAUCGUCAUCAUCAAUAUAAUCAUCUUGGUGCUCCACUGUGACUCCUGGGCGUUUGAGAAUGUGAACUUACAUUUUUGGGGGGUUUCUCUUUUUUUUUUUAAACGUGUGUUUGAUUCUCAUCCAGGUCGUUCAUGGCCUUGAUUUUUAAUUUUUAUUAUUAUUAUUUUGUGUGAGUGUUAUUGCUUUGUGAUGUAAUUUAAACAGGCCCAAGUCAAACAAUAUCAAAUAAAUCAUUUGUUCGAUGUGAUUGCUUAUAUAAUCACAUCAUACAGUCUGAAAGUAAUGAUGAAAGGUUUAUUCUGUGUGAAAAUACGCCUCUCUUCUAAUGUGCACAGCAAAAUGGGUUUAUCUCACAGCUGACAGGGGGUAGUAGUGCAUCUUUUAUAAAUUAUAUUUUUAUUGAAGGACGUAACGGUCUGUCAUUCAUUUGUUGAAGUGAAAAUUGCAAUUUUGCAACUGAAAUUUAUUCAUGGCACGUAUGACCGUUUUUACAUCAUCUCCAAGUCUUCAUGCAAUUAGAAUGUUCACCUCUCUCUACUAGUGAAUUGCCAUUCUUCCUCUAGUGGGCAAAUUACAUAUUUUUCUGUGCCUUGGUGCUGAAUCAUCCAGAGGUUGUUUUUAGUCUAUAACUGUCCCCUUUCAAGACUGAUGGCUGAGGUAUGGUGAACAGAAUUCCUCAAGUGAAUUUAAAUGUGCCUGGAUGCCUCUGUGUAUGAGCAUUAACUGAGCACAUGGCAAAGAAAGACAAAAGAUCUCUCCCUCUGGGUGCAUGUACUAUGGAUAAUGAAUGUAAUUAAACUAUAAAC